AUGAAGGCUCUGCGUAAAGAACCUGAUGAAGAAGGGUACACUUAUUUGAAAGGUCUAGAUUAUACUGAGACUUUCUCUCCUGUUGCUAAACUUACAACUGUUCAUACUCUUUUAGCAGUUACUGCCAUCAAAAACUGGAUUCCAUCAACUCAAGUUCAUAAUAUUUUUCUUCAUAGUGAUCUAAAUGAAGAAGUAUAUAUGAAGCCCCCACUUGGUUAUUUAUCACCUGGUGAUGAUCGAGUGUUGUUAAGUGCUUGGAAAAAUGCAUGUGCAACAAUGGGGUCAAACAAAAUUGUAAUUCCUAAAAGGGUAUAUUUCCUAAGUGAGGCAGAUAUAAAAGAUCCUUGUAAAGGUGCCAUAAGGUUUCAAGUUCGAGGAACGAUAAAGGCACCAAUUGACCCUAGUGCACAUAGUAAAACAGACAGUUGGAUUACCUUUUCAUAUAUUGAUCAAUUCAUAUUAAACGGUGAAGGGACUUUUGAUGGGCAAGGAGAAAUUGCUUGGAAAAAUAAUAAUUGUGGCCAAAAUCUUAAAUGCAACUCACUUCCAAUUAGUUUAAGGUUCAAUUUUAUCACCAAUAGCAUUGUCCACGAUAUAGCUUCUAUCCAGAGCAAGAAUUUUCACGUAAAUAUUUUAGGAUGCAAGAACCUCACCUUUCAAAACUUUACAAUUACUGCACCUGCAACUAGUGCCAACACAGAUGGUAUUCAUAUCGGACGAUCAAAUGGGAUCAACAUUACUGAUUCAAAUAUUAGCACUGGUGAUGACUGUAUCUCUCUUGGUGAUGGUAGCCAACAGAUACGUGUCACUAAUGUUAGAUGCAGACCCGGACAUGGAAUUAGUGUGGGGAGCUUAGGAAAGUUUAAGAAUGAAGAACUAGUAUCUGGAUUUUUUGUAAAGAAUUGCACCAUCUCCAAUACUACUAAUGGAGUGAGAAUAAAGACUUGGCCUGUAUCAUAUGGUGGCACUGUAUCUGAUAUGCAUUUUAAAGAUAUUAAAAUGGAAAAUGUAACCUCCCCUAUAAUAUGGACAUUUACCUCCCGACCUAGCCACAAGGAAGCUUAUUGGCAUUGGUGA
This is a messenger RNA of Ricinus communis (castor bean), 1077 nucleotides long. RefSeq names its product exopolygalacturonase-like. Gene Ontology annotation, molecular function: polygalacturonase activity. Lineage: Eukaryota; Viridiplantae; Streptophyta; Magnoliopsida; Malpighiales; Euphorbiaceae. The record is from RefSeq and is a predicted model, not a curated record. The coding region runs from base 1 to 1077 and encodes 358 amino acids. Gene Ontology annotation, biological process: carbohydrate metabolic process. The transcript is spliced from 6 exons.